AUGCGUGAGUACAAAGUGGUAGUACUCGGCAGCGGUGGCGUCGGGAAAUCUGCCCUCACGGUGCAGUUUGUCACAGGUACAUUUAUUGAGAAGUACGACCCAACCAUUGAGGAUUUUUACCGCAAAGAAAUCGAGGUAGAUUCUUCGCCCUCGGUUCUGGAGAUACUGGACACGGCUGGAACUGAGCAGUUUGCUUCCAUGCGGGACCUCUACAUAAAGAACGGUCAGGGCUUCAUUCUAGUCUACAGCCUUGUCAACCAACAGAGCUUCCAAGACAUUAAACCUAUGAGGGAUCAGAUUAUUAGAGUCAAGAGGUAUGAGAAGGUUCCGGUAAUCCUGGUGGGGAACAAGGUGGACCUGGAGAGCGAGAGGGAGGUGUCGUCCAGCGAGGGCCAGGCGUUAGCCGAGGAGUGGGGCUGCCCCUUCAUGGAGACCUCCGCCAAGAGCAAAACCAUGGUGGACGAACUGUUUGCCGAGAUCGUCCGGCAGAUGGACUACGCCGCUCAACCGGACAGAGACGACCCCUGCUGCUCCUCCUGCAAUAUACAAUAGCCCACAUGCCUUGGCACACGGACGGGAAGA
This is a messenger RNA of Chanos chanos (milkfish), 582 nucleotides long. It is a transcript of the gene rap2aa, whose product is annotated as RAP2A, member of RAS oncogene family a. The transcript has 2 exons. Gene Ontology annotation, cellular component: membrane. Gene Ontology annotation, biological process: signal transduction. NCBI's taxonomy places the organism in Eukaryota, Metazoa, Chordata, Actinopteri, Gonorynchiformes, Chanidae. Bases 1 to 552 code for a protein of 183 amino acids. The record is from RefSeq and is a predicted model, not a curated record. Gene Ontology annotation, molecular function: GTPase activity; GTP binding.